Molecule: messenger RNA, 1749 nt
Organism: Vicia villosa (hairy vetch)
Lineage: Eukaryota; Viridiplantae; Streptophyta; Magnoliopsida; Fabales; Fabaceae
Product: pathogenesis-related genes transcriptional activator PTI6-like
Exons: 1
Coding region: 591-1427 (278 amino acids)
Biological process (GO): regulation of DNA-templated transcription
Molecular function (GO): DNA binding; DNA-binding transcription factor activity
Source: RefSeq, a predicted model, not a curated record
ACUCUUUGAUUUCGUUUUCUUCUCUAACAUUCCUCUCUCCCCCACACUCUCUCCUUUCCCGCCACACCCCAUUCUCUCACUCACGCACACCCCGUGUGAAAAUAUCACACUGAGAUUUAAUCGUAUCCAAAGUUUCCCAUAUUCUAUCUUUCUCUCUCUCUUUUUUAGGAAUAUUUAUCUUCACACCAAAAGCUAAAGUUUUCAUUUCUUUUGCUUCAUUUCACCACUACAAAAUCCCCAAACCUCUUCAUUCCUUCACAAAUCACAAUAUCUCCUUCCCCACUAGAUCCACUUUUUUCCACCUCAAUCUUCCAUUUCCAAGCAUCUCCCCCCCCCCCACAUAUUUCUAUCUGCACCUCUCCAAAAACAAAAUUUUGCUAUCUACACCUCCCCAAAACCAAAAUAUUGCUAUCUACACCUCCUCUUUAAUCCUCACUUUCAAGCAUCUUCUUCCUCUUUCACUCCUUCAUGCAAACAAAAACCCUCAUCUCCUUCAUUCUUUUUCUUCACUCUCUCACUUCACUCAGUUUACCUUAACACUCACAAAACCCUCAAACAAAAACCCCUGUUUUCCUCUUUCUCUCUCUACCAUGUCUCUACACAAGCCGAAGCUGGAAACACCAAGUUCAAUUUUUGAAGAUGACCCAUCAAUCAAAACAAAGAGAAAGCCCAAAAGAAAGCUUCUCCGAAUCAUAAUCACCGACCACGACGCCACUGAUUCUGAUUCCUCCGGCGACGAAGGGAGAGAGAGAAACAGCAACCAAAGAACAACUCGAAGAAAACCAAAAAGAGAAGUCCUUGAAAUUAACAUGCACCAUCCCGUACUGUAUUCUUCUCUCUCGUUUUCUUCUCCUUCAUCAUCAUCUUCUUCUCUUGCAUGCUCGGAGAAGAACCACAGAAAGUACACUAGACCCAAGAGAACACCAACCUCCUCCGCCACGCGCCACCGCAACAAGUUCCGUGGAGUAAGGCAACGGCCAUGGGGAAAGUGGGCGGCUGAGAUCCGAGACCCGGCCCAACGGAAACGUCUCUGGUUAGGAACAUUUAACUCCGCUGAAGAAGCCGCCGCCGAGUACGACAGAGUUGCUGUGAUGCUGAGAGGUUCCGACGCCGUUACCAACUUUCCUGUAACGCCGGAGAAGGUGGAAACUGAAGUACCACCGCCGGUAAAUGGCGGAAAUGACGGCGGAGCUGGUUAUUCCAUUUCCGACGCUUUGGCUUCGCCGACGUCUGUUUUAACUUAUGACUGUGAUUCGACGCCGUUCGACAGUUACCGUUACGGAGAUGUGGACGCUUUCGGGUUCCACAUUGACGCGCCGUUAAGUUUGCCGGAAGUUAACGGUGCGCUGACGUGUCAUCAAAAAUUGGAAAAAGAAGAGGCGUUUGAAGAGUUUGAUCUCGACGAGUUUAUGACGUGGCCGUACUAAAAAUCGACGGGUCUUAUUUGUCAAUUGAGAAAAGAACAGGGACUGUUUGGUAAUUAUACUUUUUGCUACUGGUUGUGUAAUCCCAAAACUACCCUCGUUAGAAUUUGUGGUUUUUUUGGUGCUUGUUUGUGUGAAGUUAAGUUGUACUGUAAUUAGCAAAAGCAUGAGUGAAGUUGUGAGUAAGAAAAUCAGAGUAAGUAAUAUCUGGUAUUAGAGUUGAUAAGUAUAUAAUUCAAUAUAUAUUUAGUAUAUAUAUUAAGAAAUUUUGGUGUUACAUGAGAAAUGAGAAAUAUUAUUUAUUGUAAGAAAGUUCUAUAUUAAG